ACAAUAAUAUCAUUAUUAAGAAGAAUAAGAAGGAGGACAAAUUUAGAUAUAUGCCCCCUCCAAUUAUUCAUGGAUUAAACCACUUCCUUCAUUGGUCCCAUCAUGUCCAAAUUCCACUCCCCAAAACCCCCAAUGUAAGCAACAGUCUUCAACUCUUUCUGUUGCAUUCUCUUCUUUAUUUAUUCCAAAACCACUCACUUCCUAGUACUAUCGUUUUUCCCUUUUCUUCAUUCUUUAGAAGAAAACACACAUACACCCACAAAAAAAAAAAAAAAAAAAAAAAAACCAUGGAGAAGUUUGAAAGAGAAGCUCUUGAUUUCAUGAAAGUUGAGUCCUUCUCUCGACUUCCUUUUAUCCCACCCGUUAAAGAAAAGCCUAUUAGGCUUUUCGGUAAAGAAUUUGGUGGUACUUUCGGUACCACCAAUAUGUCUGAAUCAAUUGACAGUAACCAUUUUCACGACGAACGUACAAAUACUAUUGCUAAAGAAAGUCAUAUCAGAAAGAAUGAAGAAAUCAACAGAAAAUAUGAAUGUCACUAUUGUUUUAGGAACUUCCCUACUUCUCAAGCCUUGGGAGGCCAUCAAAAUGCACACAAGAAAGAACGCCAAAAUGCAAAACGAGCUCAGCUUCCGAACAUUUAUGGGAGAAUGAACCGUCAUGGCAUCGGAGAAGCAAGAACUCAUCAACAUUCAACAUGGACCACCAUUAACAAUCGUACUACUCCUAGGUUUUAUGGAAAUGGCCAUCAUGUUAAUGUCAUUAAUCCUAAAACUCCUAUAAGUGGAAGUCCAUUGGCAUUUUGGCGGAUUCCAUCAGCAGUUUAUCAGAAUAAUUCUUCUUCUUCUUCUAACUUAGAUUUUCCUAAUGAUGAUUUCAAGCCUUUAAAAAGCUCUAAUUGUGAGAGCCAAUUUGGAUAUGAACCAAAAGGAGGAGUUCAAGAUGAUCAUGUGAGUUUGGAUCUGCAUUUGUAAGG
Molecule: messenger RNA, 973 nt
Organism: Lycium barbarum (goji berry)
Lineage: Eukaryota; Viridiplantae; Streptophyta; Magnoliopsida; Solanales; Solanaceae
Product: zinc finger protein GIS-like
Exons: 2
Coding region: 51-971 (306 amino acids)
Biological process (GO): trichome differentiation; trichome morphogenesis; response to gibberellin
Molecular function (GO): DNA-binding transcription factor activity
Source: RefSeq, a predicted model, not a curated record